AUGGAAGUGACAGACAUAAAUGAUUUGUUGAAUGUUAGGAGUAUAAAAAUGGAAACUGGAGAUAAUACUUUUCCAGAGGAUAGUGAGUGCGUUGAAACCGAUCCUCUUUCUAUAAUGCCACAGUAUGUGACCGAGUCAGAUUUAGGCCUUUUGCAAACUGGUACUGAAAUACUUGAAGCCCCAUUAGCUGCUUUCACAGACACUCCGGAUGAUGAUGAUACUAUGCAAAGUACUGAUUCGAGCGAAGAAGUUAUAGUGCAACUCAUGGACAUAAGGACUAGGUUGUCUCGACUGAGGUCAAUGUUAGAAAGACGUUUGAAUAUGGACCUAUCUGAUUAUACGUUCUGGCUUCAAGAUGCUAAAAUGUUGGAAAAUCACAAAACGUUAGUGGAACAGUGUAUCAGAGGAUCUGGUGUAGUACAAGUGAACAUUCAGAUACGAGCGUCCCAGAAGAAAAUAAACAUAAUGGAUGUUCUAAAACCUGAUGAAGAGUUAUUGCAACUUCCACCGGAGGAGGACUACAUAGAGGAGGUGCCCCAGCAAGAGGUGCAGUCGCAGUCGGAGGCGGAGCCGCCGCACGCGGCCGCCGUGCGGUGGGUGGUGGACGCGCACUUCCGCGCCGACCGCGGCCGCGCGCGCGUGCCCGACGACCCCGCGCUGUGGUCGGUGCAACACGUGAAGUUGUGGAUCCAGUGGGCGGUUCGCCAGUUCAAUCUCGCCGGCGUCAAGCUCUCCGACUGGAGCAUCAGCGGGACCGAGCUGUGUAACAUCACUAAUGUCGAUUUUAAAGAGAAGGUGCCAUCGGAUCCCGGCGAUUUGUUUUGGACGCAUUUUGAACUUCUAAGGAAAUGUAAAUUUAUAGCGGUAGUGCAAACCGAUGAGCAACCACCCGCAGUGGAGAAAGAUACAUUAGUGUUGCCACAGUCCGCCAUUAAAAAAAAACCUAAACAGUUAAUAAUCCGUCAGUCGCAAGAGGAGGACAACUACCAGUACGUGAGCAACCGCAACGGCAACAACGGCCAGAUACAGCUGUGGCAGUUCCUGCUCGAGCUGCUCACCAGCGCUGAAUACUUCGACGUCAUCAGGUGGCAUGGCACAGAAGGAGAAUUCAAAUUGCUAGAACCCGAACGAGUGGCCCGACUUUGGGGCAAAAGGAAGCACAAGCCCGCCAUGAACUAUGAAAAGCUUUCGAGAGCACUACGAUACUACUACGAUGGAGAUAUGAUAGCGAAAGUCGCUGGUAAACGAUUUGUAUACAAAUUCGUGUGUGAUUUACGUCAGCUGCUCGGCUACGGCGCGGACGAGCUCGCAAAGCUGGUGAAGGAGGUGUACGACACCAUAUCUGAGGAAAAUCUUAAUAUUACC
Messenger RNA from Brenthis ino (lesser marbled fritillary), 1365 nucleotides. Lineage: Eukaryota; Metazoa; Arthropoda; Insecta; Lepidoptera; Nymphalidae. The record is from the annotation of a GenBank genome assembly.